Molecule: messenger RNA, 1215 nt
Organism: Microthlaspi erraticum
Lineage: Eukaryota; Viridiplantae; Streptophyta; Magnoliopsida; Brassicales; Brassicaceae
Source: the annotation of a GenBank genome assembly
AUGCAGACGUCACAACAGUCCCAACUUCUCCAGAACUCGGCGGAGGCGGAGGCGGCGAACAAUCAGUCGGAAUCGGACGCGCCGCCGAAGCAGGUGGCUCAGGCGAUGGAUCGCCUUAAUCAAGCGGCUAGGGUUAUCGCCGAUAUCCGCCUCGGCGCCGACCGUAUCCUUGAAGCCAUGUUCGUGACUACGACUCCUCGCCACACCGAUAUGCCUCUUCAGCAGUUCCUCAGAGAAGACGCCUCCAUGCGUCAACACCUUCAGGACCUCCGAUCAAUCGGGAAGAAAUUGGAAGAAUCUGGAGUUCUCACUGAAUCUCUCCGGUCAAGAAGUAACUCGUGGGGUCUUCACAUGCCAUUGGUAUGCCCAGAUGGUGCAGUCGUUGCUUAUGCUUGGAAACGACAGCUCGCUGGUCAAGCUGGUGCGUCUGCUGUUGAUAGAACCAGGUUAGCUCUCAAGGCCUUCACGGAUCAGAAAAGACGAUUCUUCCCUCACAUUGACGAUGGACUCAAGAUGGAACCAAGAUCAAAGAAGCAUUGUGCAUCCCAUUCACCACUAGAGCAUGAAAGAGAGGAGCCGGAUGAUUAUAAAACCUUGCCAGAUAUACAAUCGCGUUUAGAGAAGGUGGUCCCGGAUGUGAAGGUGUCUACUUAUGGGCGGUUUAACUGGCUCAAAAGGGCUAAUUCUUUAGCUGGGUCAGGAAGUGACGAUCCAGCAGAAGCGUCAAAACCUGUGUUCCAGAGUUCUAGCAAGCUGAGAUCAGGGUUACAGAGUCAGGUUGUUGAUAAGGUUGCCGUGAUUGAAAUAUCGUUUCCUUCUGUAUUCAGAGCUGUGGUCUCGUUGAAUCCAGCUGGUUCUGUUGACCCUGAUGCAGUAGCAUUCUUCUCUCCAGAUGAGGGAGGCAGCUACUUACAUCCGAGAGGCUUCUCGGCUCAUCAUGUUUACAAACAUAUCACGGAGCACGCUAAUACAGCCUUGCAAUAUUUCCUCGGGUUUGGUACUGGAGCAGCUCUCUACUCUCUUCUGCUAUGGAUAUGCAGUUUCGAAUCCCUUUUUAGCAAACCUUGCAGUAAAUGUGGAAGGCUAUUGGCAAUGGAUAAAAAAUCUGCUUUAAUCCUACCUCCUCUACACCGCGCUUACCAAGAACUGCCUCUUGCACUCAGCCUCGAUGUUUGUGAAGCGUACCACGCCGGUUGUUCUCCAGAUGAUUCUUAG